Annulohypoxylon truncatum is the source of this 1286-nucleotide messenger RNA. RefSeq names its product glycoside hydrolase family 43 protein. The coding region runs from base 175 to 1146 and encodes 323 amino acids. Gene Ontology annotation, biological process: carbohydrate metabolic process. The transcript has a single exon. The record is from RefSeq and is a predicted model, not a curated record. Gene Ontology annotation, molecular function: hydrolase activity, hydrolyzing O-glycosyl compounds. Lineage: Eukaryota; Fungi; Ascomycota; Sordariomycetes; Xylariales; Hypoxylaceae.
CCGGCCCAUGCAUUCCGAAUUCACUAGCCAAGGGCGGUCCAUUUAUCUGAUCCAUAGAUCGGCUGUCAGAUUCAAGUCAGCCCAGUUCUCGCAUCAUCUCUCGUUGGUUUUAAGUUAGGUCUUUGGCACCCACCCCGUUCCAAUUGCCUUGCUCGACAUGCAAGCUGUUGGGAAAUGAUGUUUCUCUAUACGCUUGCAGCCACCGCGCUGUCAUUCUCUCUUAUAUCCGCGUCGGUGAUUCGAAGGAACGAGGCUCCGGUAUUCAACCAACAAUUCGCCGAUCCGUCGGUGAUUGAAGAGGCGGACGGCACAUGGUACGCUUUCGGGACGGCAGGUAACGGCAAACAUGUACAAGUCGCCAUAGGGGACUGUCUCUAUGGAGACUGGAAUCUCCUAAACGACACCGACGCGCUUCUCAGGCCUGCCGCCUGGACCACCGGACGCAAUACUUGGGCGCCUGAUGUGCGCCGGUUGGCGGACGGAUCCUAUGUUAUGUACUACAGCGGCGAGGUAGCUCAGGACCCUUCCCACCAUUGCAUCGGAACGGCUGUAUCGAACACGGUAUACGGCCCAUACGUUCCCGACGACGAGCCUUUCGCCUGCGAUCUCAGCGUCGGCGGUUCCAUUGACCCCUCCGGGUUUCAAGAUGCUGACGGCAGAAGAUACGUCCUAUACAAGAUCGACGGGAACAGUGUUGGACACGGCGGUAGCUGCGGCAAUACCGUGGAGCCGAUCGUGCCUACGCCGAUUAUGCUUCAAGAGGUCGAACAAGAUGGCGUAACAAAGAUUGGCGACGCAAUUCAGAUCUUUGACCGUACCGACGAAGACGGCCCGUUGGUAGAGGCACCGAGUGUGGUGCUCACUGCUGAAGGGAUGUACAUCCUGUUUUUCAGCAGCGGGUGCUACUUGGAGCCAACCUACAACGUCAACUACGCGACGGCAUCCAGCCUGACAGGCCCGUACGAGCGAGCCGACGACCCGAUGAUCAGGACGGGAGAGUACAACUUGCAAGCACCCGGCGGCGCCACUGCCGUAAAUGUCAGGAACCAGGUCGGUAUAGCUUACCAUGCGAAUUGCCCAGCAGGACGGUGUUUGCACACGUCGCCCACCAUAAUCAAGGGCCGACAGGUGAAAGUGGUGGUAUAGAGCACCGUCGGACGCCAUUAUGCGGAUUUGCAGAGGAUGAUGAAAGUUUGUAUUGGACCUGGGUGGCUCAACGAAUUCCGAGAUAUCCAUGGGCGAGUGUGAACAGCGUACGCUUAGAAAAUUGGGGAGCGAGGAGUUAG